UCGCCGCGCCGACCGACCGACGCGUACGCCGCCGUAGCUAACCGAGGCAUUACGCAGCGAUCGCAGAUUGCGGCCCCGGUAGCACAAUGGUCGCAUGAGGAGGGGUGUAACGUUCCAGCGUCCGGAAAAUUUUGUCCAAAAGUUUUCUCACGAAACUUGUCCAGAUGCAUGCGCGCUGAGUUACCUUACUCAGUAAUACGUUUCUAUGGCUCAUUCUUACUUUCGUUUAAGUCGUCAUUAUAUAAUAAUAAUUCAAAUAUUAAGCACUUAAUCGUACUUUAAAAUUACGUACAUAUAUAUAUAAAAAUCAUAUAUUACAUAUAUGUAUACUUUAAGUUAUCUAGCAUUAUUUUAACUCUCUUAUCGGUACGAACGCAUAGGCAAUCGGAUCGUUUAAACUUCUAAAUUCUUACUCUCGUAUUGCUUAUGGGUUCGUCGAGGAUUAAUUAACUGUAAGAUAAAUAAGAACCGGAUAUUUGUAAAGGCCCUUGCACGUGCACUGUCGGAUGAUUAAAGAAAUGAUAUCUCGUCAACUGAAUCCUCAAAGAUUCAAACGGAACGGUUCUAAAACAAAAUCUGCUAUUAUCAACACGACGGCGACAGGAUGUCGCGCCUAAAGAAAUACAAUACGAAAUUAAUCCGCGUAAUAUCCGGACUGCGUGUCGGAAGAUCAGGUGAACCAUAGCUAGGCAUUUAACAUAAACAGUUCGUAAGAUAUAUCCAUUUCACGUUGGCGACGAGAUGUCGCGCCCAAGAAAUAAUUAAGAUUGAUAAACCGGCGAGAUAUUUGGUAGUGAAAGCGAUCCUAGCCGAAAAGUAUCCCGGAUCAAAUGAUCGACGAAAUCCUAGACGAGAUAUCUCCGAUAAACAUCCGCACACGUGCAAACGGUCUCACGCGCCUUAUCAGCGACCCCCGAAACUCGGUUCCCGCCAAGCCGCCGAAUCACUCCCACUCUUACCGACUCUUGCGCUUCGCGCGUGUUCCCUACUCCGGAGCGCUAGCGGCCGCUGAGCGCAGCGCCGAUUUUGCUCGAUCCCUUUGUCCGCGCCCUAUUUAAACCCGCGCACAGACGCCGGAUCAUUCAUUCAUUUCACUCAGUAUUUUUUCGACACUCGUUCAGUACCAAUUCAGCGAUUAAGUCAGUCCUUAGUUCUCGGUCACGCGUCACUCUUCAAUCUUCAAGUUAUCUGCAACCUCUCUCGUACUUCGCGAUCAACUCAUUGUUAAUUAAGUUAACCAGUGCGUGCUCCGACAGACUGCUAUCACCAACAUAUCUCUGCGACCAUCUUCAACUGUCAACCCACAUCAACCAUUUAACUAUUAGUGGACCAAACUAUUGCUUCAAACUAUAUUAUAACUCGUACAACCCUCUCCCCUCCCUUGUGCCGCGAUGAAUUCUACAACACCUAAAACCAUCAAGAAGAAUCGCCACCGCGCUGGGAAAAAGAAAAGAGCAAAAAUCCUCAAGGCUCAACAAAAAGCCCUAGAGCGGGCUUUCGAGGAGAUUGAGAAUUUCGUGGGCUACCCGCUGGAACACACCCCCCUUCCUCCUCCAGUCACAGACGCUCCGCCAGGAAGAGCAAUCUCUUCCCUUGAUCUGUUCCAAGAAGACACCGUCCCUUUGGAAAACUAUAACCAGUUAACGUCUAACGCGCCCGAAAUAAUCACGCUUAGCGAUUCCGAUCACGAUUCUCCGGAGUUGGAACCUUUAGAUCCAACUGCGGAAUACCAUAGCGAUGCAGUAGCACAGAUUAUUAUAUUUCCUCCAGAGAAUUAAAUAAUACAUGUAAUAAUCCUAUACGUUGUUUUAUUAAUAAAUAUAUACAUAUAUAUAUA
Monomorium pharaonis (pharaoh ant) is the source of this 1837-nucleotide messenger RNA. RefSeq lists its product as uncharacterized. The transcript has 3 exons. NCBI's taxonomy places the organism in Eukaryota, Metazoa, Arthropoda, Insecta, Hymenoptera, Formicidae. Bases 1392 to 1778 code for a protein of 128 amino acids. The record is from RefSeq and is a predicted model, not a curated record.